UUUAAUAAGUCCAGCUGACGUGACGAAUGGCUAUACGAGCCCGUAGAUUCUGCAGAAAGCUGGAAGGGAAUCAGCAGCAGCCUAGAAUCGUAUCAUUUACUGCUCUUUGAUGACAGGUUGCAUGCAGACCCCGGGGGCUCUGGGACCGACGACUCACAUACAAGCCAGCGUGUCUCCAAACAUUCUAGGACUUAACAGCAUCUCGCCCCAUGGAGCCAACGUAAGUCAGUAUGUUGUUGGGGGGCAGCCGUCCCCGAGCCUUCAACCGCAGCCAGCCCCCCUCUUCCCUCCUCCAUCCUGCCACACGCAGCAGAUCUUCACCAUCACGCAACAGUGCUCUCCCGUCACAAUAUACAGCACCUCUUAUGGAACACACACCCACUUUUCUCAGCCCCGCCUGGCUCCCCAUACAGCCCAAGAGCUGCACGCCAAGCACUACCCCAAGCCAAUCUAUUCUUACAGCUGCCUGAUUGCCAUGGCCUUGAAGAACAGCAAAACGGGCAGCCUCCCCGUGAGUGAGAUCUACGGCUUCAUGAAGGAGCACUUCCCCUAUUUCAAGACAGCCCCCGACGGCUGGAAGAAUUCUGUGCGGCACAACCUGUCCCUGAACAAGUGCUUUGAGAAAGUGGAGAACAAGACCAGCAGCACCUCGCGCAAAGGCUGCCUGUGGGCCCUCAACCCUGCCAGGAUCGACAAGAUGGAGGAGGAAAUGCAGAAGUGGAAGCGGAAAGACCUCGCUGCCAUCCACAGAAGCAUGGCAAAUCCAGAGGAACUGGACAAGCUGAUCACCGACCGCCCCGCUGGCUGCAGGAGGCCCAGCAAGCCGGCGGAGGCCGCCGAAGCGUCCGUGUGUGGCCACGGGGCAGCGGCCACUCAAGGCCACCCCCUGCAGCUGCAGCCCCAGCCAAUGGGGACUCUUUCCCUGCAGUCCGUCCGGCUUCACCGGCAAAUCCAGACGCAGGCGUGUUUGGCCCCAGACUCGCCGGCCCCUGCGCAGACGCCCCCUCUUCACGCCCUGCCCGGCGUCCACCACAGCCCCCUCCCUCAGCACCUGAUGAGUCGGGGCCCUGACUUCCUCAGCGUGAUGACCGACUUGAACGCAGAGGUUGAUGCCCUGGAUCCCAGCAUCAUGGACUUUGCACUACAAGGGAACCUUUGGGAGGAGAUGAAGGAGGAGAGCUUCAGCCUUGAUGCGCUGGGUGCCUUCAGCAACUCCCCCCUGGCGCUCUCCGACUGCGACCUCGCUCCUGCCAGCCUCCCGCCUGCCCCCAGCGCCGGCGACCACUCCUUUGCAGACUUGCAGGUGACAGGCCUCUACACAACCUACGCUACGCUCGAUGCCGUUUCACCCGCACAGUACCUGGGCCCUCAAGGGAACAAGCCCAUUGCGCUUCUCUGAAAGCCACGCUACACCCUGGGCUGGGCAGCCUUCUCCCGCUCUCAGACUCCCCACAAGUGAGUGCCAGGUCUUGUGGGGCCACGCCGACUGUGCAAAGACCAGGCAGGUGACACGGACAUUGUCGGCCAGCUCCGUUUUCAACCUAUCAAGUGAUGCUGAAAGGCCACGUUAUGGUCUUGAGAAGAUUAAACGAAAGCAGCCCGCACGCUUUAAAAACGAAGCCCACGUUUUAAACAUCGGGUGGGAGCGGGCCACUUUGACACAGACCUGAUUUUGCUAUCAGGUCUGCAGCCUGCUUCUCCAUCAGAACCUAGACAACAUUUCCUUUAAUUUAAUUUAUUGUGGGUUUUUGGGGGAGGGGGGCAGCAAGGAAAAAAAUAGCAGUUCUCAAAACAGCUAGAUCAAAAGGGGCUAGAAAAUUUAAAAUAACUUGAUCCAAAGGGAGAUGUGAAAUUCACACCCUCCUCCCCCAUCUGCGGUUAGUUGUCCUUCAGGCUUCUGUUGCCCUCUGAGAUGACCUCAGCACCCGCUGUCCUAUUUCUUAUCAGAAGGUAGGCUCUCAGCCUCUCGUCUUCCAUGCCCUGGGAUCAGUCCGCCCCUUCUUUUCCUGCUUUCACAACUCUGCUUGUUUUCUGAUUUUGGGGCUUUGUCCUGGUUAUGUUACUGAUUCUGCAUCCCUUACUUGUUUUCCUCCUACUCGUAAGUACUGUGAAAUUAUUCAGAGCCCUCUCGAGCUUCCCCUGCUCCUCCUCUCGAGCUCUGCUCCCCAGAUGCUCUUUGUGAGUUUUUCUUCAGAUUCACCCCUUGCUCUCGCUGAAUCUUCUACCUCCCAAAGUCAUCUUUCCAGGUCUCAGGCAUUCUAUCUGAGAGGUGAAUUUUAGUCCUAGGCAUACUAUGUCCAUCUUCCCUCCCAGGAGCUGAACACUGCAGACCAUUAACCUGGUUUAGUGCUUUGAUAGUAAAGGUUUCGGACUAUGGAAAGGAUG
Messenger RNA from Python bivittatus (Burmese python), 2385 nucleotides. NCBI's taxonomy places the organism in Eukaryota, Metazoa, Chordata, Lepidosauria, Squamata, Pythonidae. The record is from RefSeq and is a predicted model, not a curated record.